CGCCACCGGCCCCCUGGGAGCCUGGCCCCAGCCCCGGACUCUCGUCCGUGCGGUGCUUCUGAGUGGCCGCUGAGCGCGCGCGUUCACGACCCGCAAGGACCCGCGAGCUCCGCCGCCGUGAUGAACAUCCGCAAUGCUAGGCCCGAGGACCUGAUGAACAUGCAGCACUGCAACCUCCUCUGCCUGCCCGAGAACUACCAGAUGAAGUACUAUUUCUAUCAUGGCCUCUCUUGGCCCCAGCUCUCUUACAUUGCUGAGGAUGAGAAUGGGAAGAUUGUGGGGUACGUCUUGGCCAAAAUGGAAGAGGACCCAGAUGACGUGCCCCAUGGACAUAUCACCUCACUGGCUGUGAAGCGUUCCCACCGGCGCCUUGGCCUGGCUCAGAAGCUGAUGGACCAGGCCUCUCGAGCCAUGAUAGAGAACUUCAAUGCCAAAUAUGUCUCCCUGCAUGUCAGAAAGAGUAACCGGGCUGCCCUGCAUCUCUAUUCCAACACCCUCAACUUUCAAAUCAGUGAAGUGGAGCCCAAAUACUAUGCAGAUGGAGAAGAUGCAUAUGCAAUGAAGCGGGACCUUACGCAGAUGGCUGAUGAGCUGAGGCGGCAUCUGGAGCUGAAGGAAAAGGGCAGGCACGUGGUGCUGGCGGCCAUGGAGAACAAGGCGGAGAGCAAAGGCAGCGUGCUUCUGAGCUCGGGAGAGGCCUGUCGUGAGGAGAAGGGCCUGACUGCUGAGGAUAGUGGUGGGGACAGCAAGGACCUCAGCGAGGUCAGCGAGACCACAGAGAGCACAGAUGUCAAAGACAGCUCAGAGGCCUCUGACUCUGCCUCCUAGAGCCAGCCCCCACCUGGUGCAAGCCUCCUCCCAUGUGCUUUUACAAUAAAUGUCACCCUUGGGGAAUUUAUGAAUGUGCAUACUAGGGCUGUGCUUCUUUCCAGUUCUUUGAUGGCAGGGAUAUCAUCUUAACAACCCAGACAGAGCCUACUGAACUCACAAGUCAAACAGAUUGGGAGAAUGUGGCCACCUUCAGCAACUGAGUUGGGUCGACAGAUACACUGGCUUAGGUGCCCUAUUCUCCUGUCACCUUCCUGGCCAGCAGGCCUCACUGCCUUCCUAAUUUUCU
This is a messenger RNA of Microtus ochrogaster (prairie vole), 1117 nucleotides long. RefSeq names its product N-alpha-acetyltransferase 10, NatA catalytic subunit (gene Naa10). Gene Ontology annotation, cellular component: NatA complex. The record is from RefSeq and is a predicted model, not a curated record. Gene Ontology annotation, biological process: N-terminal protein amino acid acetylation. Lineage: Eukaryota; Metazoa; Chordata; Mammalia; Rodentia; Cricetidae. Gene Ontology annotation, molecular function: protein-N-terminal-glutamate acetyltransferase activity; protein N-terminal-serine acetyltransferase activity.